Messenger RNA from Leptonychotes weddellii (Weddell seal), 4790 nucleotides. The record is from RefSeq and is a predicted model, not a curated record. NCBI's taxonomy places the organism in Eukaryota, Metazoa, Chordata, Mammalia, Carnivora, Phocidae.
GACACUGAGCUCGGGGCUCGCCGGCGGCGGCGGCGCUGGGGUGGCGAGGGGAAGGCGACACUCGCUCCUCGCUGCCUUCGUGCAGAGCGACCGGGAGGGUUUUGCAGCGGCCGCCGCCGCCGCGGCGGGAGGAGGGGUUGAGGUGGCUUCUGAGUUAUCCGGAGAAGGUGGGCAUUUCUCGGUUUUCCCACCCCCUCCCCUUGUCUCCCCCUUGCCUUGUCUCCCCCUCCCUCCUGCCCCGCACCCCACGUGAAGCGGAAUAUAAAGGGGGGUGUGAGACUAGAGGGGAAAGUGAAUGGCGAAGGACUGAAGGGGUUCCCCCCUUCGGGUCCCUGGCCGCCCUGUUCACCCUCGUUCAUCCUCCCUUCCCGAAGCUCGCCCUCGAAGGCAGGAGCGGCCGGCGCCUUCGGCUGAGGAGGAGGAGAAGGAGGAACCGCGCCGGGCGGAGCGUCAGGUCCCGUUUUUCCUCCCCGGCGUCUUGAAUACAAAGCUUACGGUGCAGAAGGAAAUUGCACUCGCCUCCUCCGCCCCCCGGUACCCGACACAAUGCACCAGCCGCCUGAGUCCACCGCCGCCGCGGCCGCGGCCGCUGCAGACAUUAGUGCUAGGAAGAUGGCGCACCCGGCAAUGUUCCCCAGAAGGGGCAGCGGUAGUGGCAGCGCCUCUGCUCUCAGUGCAGCAGGUACCGGCGUUGCUAGUAGUGCCACAUCUUCCGAGGAUUUUCCGCCUCCGUCGCUGCUCCAGCCGCCGCCUCCUGCAGCAUCUUCUACGUCGGGACCACAGCCUCCGCCUCCACAAAGCCUGAACCUCCUUUCGCAGGCUCAGCUGCAGGCACAGCCUCUUGCGCCAGGCGGAACUCAAAUGAAAAAGAAAAGUGGCUUCCAGAUAACUAGCGUUACCCCGGCUCAGAUCUCCGCCAGCAUCAGCUCUAACAACAGUAUAGCGGAGGACACUGAGAGCUAUGAUGAUCUGGAUGAAUCUCACACGGAAGAUCUGUCUUCUUCCGAGAUCCUUGAUGUGUCACUUUCCAGGGCCACUGACUUGGGGGAGCCUGAACGCAGCUCCUCAGAAGAGACUCUAAAUAACUUCCAGGAAGCUGAGACACCUGGGGCAGUCUCUCCCAACCAGCCCCACCUUCCGCAGCCUCAUUUGCCUCACCUUCCCCAACAGAAUGUUGUGAUCAAUGGGAAUGCUCAUCCACACCACCUCCAUCACCACCAUCACAUUCACCAUGGGCACCACCUACACCAUGGGCACCACCAUCCAUCCCAUGCUGGUGUGGCCAGUACAUCCAUCCCCGGAGGGCCUCCCGCAAGCCCAGUAUCCAGAAAACUGUCUGCCACUGGAAGCUCUGACGGUGUUAUACCAGCUGCAGCAACUUCUGCUGUCUCAUCGGGUGGCUCACCUGCAUCUGUAAUGACUAAUAUCCGUGCUCCAAGUACGACCGGCAGUAUAGGUAUAAGUUCCGUUACUGGCACUCACACAAUGAAUAAUGUUAACAUUACUGCUGUGGGUAGUUUUAAUCCUAGUGUGACAAGCAGCAUGCUUAGUAAUGCUCAUAUAAAUGCAAGCAAUAUUCCUAGUGCUGCUAGUGCGAGUGUUGGGCCUGGAGUUAGCAGCGGUGUUCAUGUGAAUAUCUUGAGUGGCAUGGGCAAUGGUACUGUUUCUUCCUCCGCUGGUGUUAACAGUGCCCCUAACGCAGCUGCAGGGAUGACUGUGGGACCAGUUUCAAGUCAGCAGCAGCAACCCACAGUUAACACGUCGAGGUUCAGAGUUGUGAAGUUAGAUUCUAGUUCUGAACCCUUUAAAAAAGGUAGAUGGACUUGCACCGAGUUCUAUGAGAAAGAAAAUGCUGUACCUGCUGCAGAAGCUGUGGCGAUAAAUAAAGUGGUGGAAAGUGUAAAACAAAACCCGGUAGAAGUGACUUCUGAGAGGGAGAGCACUAGCGGGAGCUCAGUGAGCAGUAGCGUCAGCACACUGAGUCACUACACAGAGAGUGUGGGAAGUGGAGAGAUGGGGGCCCCUACCGUGGUGGUGCAGCAGCCGCCGCCGGCUCUUCAGCAGAUGGACUUCGGUGGCCCCGGUGCUGCCGGCGUUUCUCAGUCACAGAUCACGCAAGUACAGUUACAGCCUCAAGAACUGAGCUAUCCUCAACUGCAAGCCACGCUCAGUGCUGCAGCUGGUAUCCAGCCGUCACCUGUUGGUGUGGUUGGUGUAACUUCAGCUGUAGGUCAGCAGCCUUCCGUUUCCAGUUUGGCUCAGCCCCAGCUGCCAUACUCUCAGACGGCUCCUCCAGUGCAAGCCCCCCUUCCGGGGGCACCAGCCCAACAGUUACAGUAUGGACAGCAGCAGGCGGCUGUCUGUACGCAGACGGUCCCGAGCCAUGGUCAAGCAGUGACUCCGAAUCCCGCUGCAGAGUAUGUACAGCCGCAGCCGGUUCUUCAAACGGCGGUGUCCUCGGGACAGCCCAGUGCUGCAGGAGUGGCAGCAGGGACAACAGUGAUUCCUACGGCCCAGCCGCAGAGUCUCCAGCUGCCCGUGCAGCCCGCAGCAAUCCAGGCACAACCUGCAGGGGCAUCUGGCCAGCCCGUUGGCCAGGCUCACACGGCAGGAUCUGUUGCGCCUACUGGCAGUCAAAUUGCAAAUAUCGGUCAACAAGCAAACAUACCUACCGCGGUGCAGCCGCCCUCUACCCAAGUCACACCUUCAGUUACUCAGCAAGGUGCUCCUCCGUCGUCACAGAUAGGUCCACCCGCUCAAACUGCGAUUACUCACCAGGGAGUUCAGACUAGUGCUUCGAGCCUCCCUCAACAAUUGGUCCUUGCCCCCCAGAGUACCUUGUUACCUGUGCCUCCCCAGCCACAAGGAGUAGAAUCAGUAGCUCAAGUUUCGCAGCAGUUGCCUGCAGUUAGUCCUCUGCCCUCUGCUAGUGGUGUUGCUGUUACCAGUCAGGUUAGUUCAGCCGGUCCUUCCGGAAUGCCUUCUGCCCCCACAAACUUGGUUCCACCACAGAAUAUAGCACAGACCCCUGCCACUCAAAAUGGGAAUUUGGUUCCAAGUGUUAGUCAGCCUCCCUUGAUAGCAACUAAUAUAAAUCUGCCUUUGGCACCACAGAUCCCGCUAGGCUCUACUCAGUUCUCUGCACAGUCCUUAGCUCAGGCGAUUGGAAGCCAAAUUGAAGAUGCCAGGCGCCCAGCGGCACCCUCCUUAGUGGGCUUACCUCAGACUAUGAGCGGUGACAGUGGGGCAAUGUCAGCAGUUUCAGAUGGGAGUAGCAGCAGCCUAGCAGCCUCUGCUUCUCUUUUCCCGUUGAAGGUGCUACCGCUGACGACACCCCUGGUGGAUGGCGAGGAUGAGAGCUCCUCUGGUGCAAGUGUGGUAGCUAUUGACAACAAAAUCGAGCAAGCUAUGGAUCUGGUGAAAAGCCAUUUGAUGUAUGCGGUUAGAGAGGAAGUGGAGGUCCUCAAAGAGCAAAUCAAAGAACUAAUAGAGAAAAAUUCCCAGCUGGAGCAGGAAAACAAUCUGCUGAAGACACUGGCCAGUCCCGAGCAGCUUGCCCAGUUUCAGGCCCAGCUGCAGACUGGCUCCCCCCCUGCCACCACACAGCCACAGGGGACCACACAGCCCCCGGCCCAGCCAGCGUCGCAGGGUGCAGGACCGACGGCGUAGCUGCCUAGGCCCCCGCAGAACUGGCUGCUGCUGUCUGAACUGAACAGACCAGAGCUGUACCAGGGGCCUCCGCCUCCACAGUCGCCCAUUUCACUGCUCGCUGCAAAAGAGAAGUGAGACUGACAUACGCCAUUGUCUCUUUUUUCCAGUAUUAAACACUCAUAUGCUUUUGGCUUGAAGACAUUUCUUAGUUGGGUGAAUUAAAGGUUAAUCAGAGAAUUAGCAUGGUUAUACUGGGACCCCGUGCAGCUUGGCAGAUAUGUGCGAAGUGGUUUCAUUCAUGCCGAGGAGCUGUGUGCCUUUCCAUCCCUUCCCUGCUCCCCAUCCCCGCUCCCAAGAGUUCUCUCCUGCUUGCACGUAGUGUACUCCACGGGGUUUGAAGCAGUGGGGCUCCACUGGACUUUCCUCUCUCCUCUUCUCCCCCAGGAGGACCUUAAAAGGGAGGUCAAAGUAAAGACUGACACGUAGUCUCACCUAAGAUGAGGGGAAAUGUAGUUCAUCGUACCAACUGACGACUGUCACCAAAAAUCCAUAAAACAAUAGUACUGUGCCUCUUUCUGGAAACAGUGGAUGACACAAAACUCUGACUAAAACGGUGACAGGUAGCUGGGACCUAGGCUCUCUUACAUGAAGGUUGUUUUGCUUAUUGUAUAUUUGUGUAUGUAGUGUAACUAUUUUGUACAAUAGAGGACUGUAACUACUAUUUAGGUUGUACAUAUUGAAAUUUAGAUGUUUCAUUGGCUGUCUGAAGAGGUGUGGAUUGUCUUUUAUAUAGAGAUCUACCUAAAAAAAUGCAACACGAAGAAAACCACACCUAAAGAAAUUUUAAGAAUUUGGCACCGUCAGUCACUUUGUGUAAUCUGAAAUCUUCUAGUUGCUGAAUAUCUUGAAGUAAAUUCCUGUUCACUGAAGUCUUUUGAUUGAGCUGGUUGAAUACUUUGAAAAAUGAUCCGUUCUAGCUAAUGAAAUGAAUUUCGCAGUAGGGGUUUCUGCAUAUUACCUGUAUAGUAGUUCUAUGCAUACGUUUCUGUGCAUGUUCUCUACACAGUUGUAAGGUGUCACUGUAUUUAACUCUUGCACUUGUCAACUUUCAAUAAAGCAUAUAAAAUGUUGAUAAACAA